Messenger RNA from Haemorhous mexicanus (house finch), 726 nucleotides. It is a transcript of the gene XNDC1N, whose product is annotated as XRCC1 N-terminal domain containing 1, N-terminal like. Gene Ontology annotation, molecular function: damaged DNA binding. Gene Ontology annotation, biological process: single strand break repair; base-excision repair. The transcript has 6 exons. Gene Ontology annotation, cellular component: nucleus. Lineage: Eukaryota; Metazoa; Chordata; Aves; Passeriformes; Fringillidae. The record is from RefSeq and is a predicted model, not a curated record.
AUGGAGUUGCGGGUUACCAGAGAAUUCCGUGCUUCUCCCCGUGUCCAGAACAAGCUAGAGCUGCAGGGGAGGGUGUUUAAGGAGAGGUUGGUACAUGAUGCUGUGUCCCUGCUGUGUGUGCAGGACCCCAAGUACCCAGCAGAGAACCUGCUGAGUGAGGAUAGCAUAUGGCCCUGGCUUGUCUGCCCCAAGGACCACAGCAGGCAGCUGAGUGUGGAGCUGUGACUAAAGAGAGCCAGUCCUAUUGGCUAUGUUGAUAUGGAUACUUCCCUCUGUGUCUUUCUUCAGUUUGAGGUGGGAUGCUCCUCAUGGCCCCGUGACCAGCCCUCUCUCACCUUGGUGCCCACUGUCACACUGAUGACACCAGCUGACUCAAACCUGGACCCGAAUCACUGCAGGGUUCAGAUGUUUAUGUCCUGGGUGGCACAGCAACAGAGCAACAAGCAGAGGAACUCAGUGUGUCCAGAACUGCAGCUCACCUGCAGCCAGCCCUUCAGUCCAUGCAGCUGCUUUGGGCUCUCCUUCAUCCACCUGUGCAAACCACAGGGGUAGGAGCCUGACCUGCCACGGCCACCCCUGGACACACAGGGGCCCCCUGCUCACAUCUGUCAUGGUGAUGUUGAUGGUAGUGCGGCGCCGGGCAGAGCGGGUUUUGCACCCAGAGUCGAGCGAGAAGUCACCCGCGAACUUGGCGCUGCUCUGGAGCUGCGACGGCGUCUCAGAGUG